AUGUGGCAGCCUUCCCCUUUCGUUCUUGAUCGAGAGGUUAUGCUAAACCUCUGGUUUGCCAAAUUUGUGGUUGGCUAUCGACUUUUUGUCACGGUGAUUGGUGCUCCUAACUUCACACUAAACCCAGUGACAGAUUUUCAAGAAGCCACAUGUCGGCAGUAUGAGGAAAAUGUAUGCAAUCGAGGUGGCUAUUGUAACUUCAUGCAUUUGAAAAAGAUUAGCAAGGACUUGAGAAGGCAAUUGUUUGGGAGAAAUAGGAGAAGACGCAACCACAGUCGAAGUAAGAGUCGUAGUCCACAUAAACAUCGCGGUUAUGAAGAGCACUCACAUGGAGAUCAUGGUUCAAGUAGACGUGAUGAUGAAAGAGAUCAUCGCUACCAUGAUAGGGGCAUGAGGCCUAGAAGCCGAAGUCUUGAACGUAAAGGGGAUGAAGCAGAACCCUAGGAGGAAUAGUAGCCUAUUAGAGAAAGUAGUGUUGAAAGAAGGGCUAAGAUUGAGCAAUGGAACAGGGAAAAGGAGGAGACAGAAUCUGGUCAUAAGAUUGAUAAUAGUAACAAUGACAAUGACAAGAACAAUAAUCGCUUUGCACAUGAUGAUGAUCAAUAUGGUGAUCCCAAGCAGCAGUGA
Molecule: messenger RNA, 627 nt
Organism: Mangifera indica (mango)
Lineage: Eukaryota; Viridiplantae; Streptophyta; Magnoliopsida; Sapindales; Anacardiaceae
Product: splicing factor U2af small subunit A-like
Exons: 4
Biological process (GO): mRNA splicing, via spliceosome
Cellular component (GO): U2AF complex; spliceosomal complex
Molecular function (GO): metal ion binding; pre-mRNA 3'-splice site binding
Source: RefSeq, a predicted model, not a curated record